AUGCUUUUUCUGUUCAUGACCAGGUUUGGGCGACGUCCUCUUCUGCUCGUGUCUUAUCUGUCAUCCUUGAUAUUCGCAGUGCUGAGUGCAUUCUCCACCUCGUAUGUAAUGUUUGUCAUCUUGAGAUUUUUUACGGGCAUGUCACUCGCAGGAAUAAGCAUCAUGGCCAUUGUUUUGAAUGUUGAAUGGUUUAGCAUUGAACACAGGACUUUCUCUGGUGUGAUCAUAAGCCUGGAUUGGACAAUUGGGAACUGGAUCCUGGUUGGCAUUGCAUAUUUUGUAAACGAGUGGAGGAAGCUGAUUCUAGCAGUUACCUCCCCCCUGAUUCUGUCUAUCAUUGCUUGGAGGUGGCUUCCAGAGUCUGCUAGGUGGCUUGUAGCCAAAGGAAAGACAGAUGCUGCUCAUCAUUACAUAAUGAAAUGUGCUAAGAUGAACAACAGAUCCAAGUGCAUGGCCACCAUCACACCAGCGACAUUACUGGAAUGUGCAGAAACUGAACAUGGCGCUAAGAAGUACACUUUUGUAGAUCUUUUCAGAACCCCAAAUAUUAGAAAACUUGCUAUAUACUCAGGAAUGCUAUGGUUUGGCGUUGCAUUUACAUACUAUGGAAUAACUCUUAAUAUCACAGGAUUUGGACUGAACCCAUACCUAACACAGUUCAUAUUUGCAUCCAUUGAAAUGCCCAUGAAGAUUGGCGUCUAUUACUUCCUGGAGAAAGUUGGGAGAAAGCAUGGCCAGAUGGGUUCCAUGCUAUUAACUGGUCUCUGUCUCUUCAUCAACAUCUUUGUUCCAAAAGAUAAAUGGACUGUUCGUACUGUUGUGGCAGUUCUUGGAAAAUCUAUGUCAGAGGCCUCGUUCACUAUCAUGUAUCUUUACACAACUGAGCUUUACCCUACGGUCGUACGACAAAAUGGCUUAGGCUACACCUCAUUUCUGGCACGACUGGGCGUGUCCAUUUCUCCACUCAUUGUACUAUUGGAAGAUCUGUGGCAUCUCCUCCCUGCAGCCACUUAUUGUGCAGUGGCAGUUGGAACUGGUUUUGUUGCUUCACUUCUGCCUGAAACAUUAAACACCCGACUGCCAGAGUUCAUCGACGAUAUUGAGAAACCAAGGUAA
Molecule: messenger RNA, 1116 nt
Organism: Pelmatolapia mariae (spotted tilapia)
Lineage: Eukaryota; Metazoa; Chordata; Actinopteri; Cichliformes; Cichlidae
Product: solute carrier family 22 member 7-like
Exons: 7
Coding region: 1-1116 (371 amino acids)
Biological process (GO): transmembrane transport
Cellular component (GO): membrane
Molecular function (GO): transmembrane transporter activity
Source: RefSeq, a predicted model, not a curated record